Delphinapterus leucas (beluga whale) is the source of this 8669-nucleotide messenger RNA. Lineage: Eukaryota; Metazoa; Chordata; Mammalia; Artiodactyla; Monodontidae. The record is from RefSeq and is a predicted model, not a curated record.
UGCUCAUUAUAAUAAAGAUAUUUUAACCAGAAAAUAUAAAGGAAAAAACUCAGUACAAAACAUCCUCCAUCAAUAGAAUCCUCCCCAGUGCUCUAGCAUUUUGGCUUUGGGAGUCAGAAUGACUCCAGUGCCAAGCUCUUCAGCCUUCAUUAUGCUUGCUUUGAGAUAGCAGACAGUUUCUUAACGUCUCUGAAAUUUGGUGUUUUCACCUCCAAAGUAGGGAUCAUAACUUCAAUGAAAAGUUUAAAUGAGGGAAGAGCACUUUUCCAUGAGGACAAGCUUCCACUUUGGCCCUCUCAAGUUGUUUUUCCUGAGAAACCAGUGGUACCACAGGGUCUGGUACCUUCUUCGAUCCUCCUGGUCCCUCCCAAAUCCUUCUACCUCGCCUAUUCUUUGACCUCUCAGUUUUAGCCUCAUAUUGUCAGAUUAUAUUCAAAUCAAACUACUUUCAAUCACCUAGUGUUCCCUAAACAGUCAUCCCCCCUUAACUUUUUUCUUUUAAAAAAAUUUUUGGCUGCGCCCUGCGGCAUGCGGGAUCUUAGUUCCCAACCAGGGAUCAAACCCUUGUCAAGGCCCUGGAGUGGGAACGUCCAGUCCUAGCCACUGGACGGCCAAGGAAGUCCCCCACCCUGUUAAUUUCUUGAAGAUUGCAUCUCCUCACUUGUUCCCUUUCCAACAAUACUCCUGCCAUAAUUGGAGGCAUUUCGACUUCAGAAAGUCGUGUCUAUGGAACAUUUUCGCUGGAGGACUCGGGGAAACGUAAUGCAGGCUCUCAGUGUAGAAAUCCGCCUUACCACCCCCGAAGUUGGGACUUGGCGGGAAUCUUUUCUCUCUGGCAUUUUGGGAACCGUAGUCAAGGAGCUUCCCGUAGUCUUCCUGGAAAGUGAGCCUCUGGACUGUUUUCCUCGGCAUUCUGGGAGAUGUAGUCCAGGCACGGUGUAGUCGCUCGCACUUCCGCUCAGGAAGGCGGAUCUGACGAAUUCUGGGAAGUGUAGUCCAGAAGCCCGGUGGACUCGUAGGCACUCUCGUUCCCGGAGUGGGCGGGUUGCCGGUGUGUUUUCUGUUGGCCCGUGCGUCUGUUCCGCGUCUCGCUGGCCCUUGCGAGCUUCCUGUGUCUCCGCUUGGGACGCGCAACCACCUGGCAAUCGAUUUAGGGGAAAAGAAUCCUCGGCGGAGAACGCAGCGUGAUUUCUCAAAAAGGACCACACGGAGGUAGAGCGAGUGACCCUGAGCUACAUGAUAGCAAAGCUCCACACACUCUGCCAGGUGCAAUUCGGACCUCCCAGGAUCUGUGUAACUCAGGACUGUGCCCAUCCCCAGACACAGGAGGAAACAUGACCAUGUUCAAGGAGGUGGUGACCUUCAAGGAUGUGGCUGUGACCUUCACGGAGGAAGAGCUGGGGCUGCUGGACUCCACCCAGAGGAAGCUGUACCAGGAAGUGAUGCUGGAGAACUUCCGGAACCUGGUCUCAGUAGAAGGAAAGAUCCAAAGUGAGAUGGAGACUGUUUCAGAAGCAGGACCACAUGAAGAGCUUUCCUCCUGGCAGAUCUGGCAACACAUUGCAGGUGACUUCACCAGGUGUCAAGACUCCAUGAUAAAAAGUUCUGAAUUCCACCAACAUGGUGACUCAUCUGGCCAGGUUGGGGCAGGAUUCUCUGAAACUCACACAGGCCAGAAACCUUAUCAGUGUAAUGAAUGUACAAGAUCUUUCAGUGAUGUCUCCAACUUUGAUCUUCAUCAACAAAUACACCCAGGAGAGAAGUCUCAUACAUGUGGUGAGUGUGGAAAAAGCUUCUGUUACAGCUCAGCACUUCGCAUUCAUCAGAGAGUUCACUCGGGAGAGAAGCGCUAUAAGUGUGAUGAGUGUGGCAAGGAGUUCAGUCAGAGCUCACAGCUGCAAGCUCAUCAGAAAGUCCACACCGUAGAGAAGCCAUUCAGAUGUGAGCAGUGUGGGAAAGGCUUCAGUCGUAGGUCAACACUUAUUGUUCAUUGUAAAUUACAUAUGGGAGAGAAACCUUAUAACUGUGACCAAUGUGGAAGGGCCUUCAUUCACGCUUCACACCUUCAGGAACAUCAGAGAAUCCACACUGGGGAGAAACCGUUCAAAUGUGAUAUAUGUGGUAAGAACUUCCGCCGUAGAUCAGCCCUUAACAGUCAUUGUAUGGUCCACACUGGAGAGAAGCCAUACAAAUGUGAUGAGUGUGGGAAGUGUUUCACUUGUAGCUCAAAUCUUCAUAUCCAUCAGAGGGUCCACACAGGAGAGAAACCUUAUAAAUGUGAGGAGUGCGGUAAGUGCUUCAUUCAGCCUUCACAAUUUCAGGCCCAUCGGAGAAUCCACACGGGAGAGAAACCGUAUGUCUGUAAAGUGUGUGGUAAGGGCUUCAUUUACAGUUCAAGUUUUCAAGCCCAUCAGGGAGUCCACACAGGAGAGAAACCAUACAGAUGCAGUGAGUGUGGGAAGCACUUCAGGAUGAAAAUCCAUUAUCAAGUUCAUCUGGUCAUCCACACAGGAGAGAAACCCUAUAAAUGUGAGGUAUGUGGGAAAGGCUUCCGUCAGAGUUCAUAUCUUAAAAUCCAUCAGAAGGCCCACAGCAUAGAGAAACCUUACACGUGUGAGGAGUGUGGGCAGGGCUUCAAUCAGAGUUCACGACUUCAGAUCCACCAGCUGAUCCAUACUGGUGAGAAACCAUACAAAUGUGAAGAGUGUGGGAAGGGAUUUAGUCGUAGAGCAGAUCUUAAAAUUCACUGCAGAAUCCAUACCGGAGAGAAACCAUAUAAUUGUGAGGAGUGUGGGAAGGUUUUUAGUCAGGCAUCUCAUCUUCUGACCCAUCAGAGAGUCCACAGUGGAGAAAAACCAUUCAAAUGUGAAGAGUGUGGGAAGAGCUUCAGUCGGAGUUCACACCUUCAAGCCCAUCAAAAAGUCCAUACUUUAGAAAAGCCAUACAAAUGUGAGGAGUGUGGGAAGGGCUUCAAGUGGAGCCUGAACCUCGACAUGCAUCAGAGGGUCCACACAGGAGAGAAACCAUAUAAGUGUGGGGAGUGUGGGAAGCACUUCAGUCAGGCCUCAAGUCUUCAGCUUCAUCAGAGUGUCCACACUGGAGAGAAGCCGUACAGAUGUGAUGUGUGUGGUAAAGUCUUUAGUCGGUCUUCACAGCUUCAGUAUCACAGGCGAGUUCACACAGGGGAGAAACCUUACCAGUGUGAGACGUGUGGUAAAAGCUUCAGUUGGCGCUCCAAUCUUACUCCUCAGAAAGUCCACACUGUAGAGAAACCGUUCAAAUGUGGGGAAUGUGGGAAAGGUUUCAGUCGUAGGUCAGCACUUACUAUUCAUUGUAAAGUCCACACGGGAGAGAAACCUUACAAUUGUGAGGAGUGUGGGAGGGCCUUCAGUCAGGCCUCUCACCUUCAGGACCAUCAGAGAGUCCACACUGGGGAGAAACCUUUCAAAUGUGACACAUGUGAUAAGAGCUUCAGUCGGAAUUCACACCUUCAGUCCCAUCAGAGAGUCCAUACGGGAGAGAAACCAUACAAAUGUGAGGAGUGUGGGAAGGGCUUCAUUUGUAGCUCAAAUCUAUACAUUCAUCAGAGAGUCCACACAGGAGAAAAACCCUACAAAUGUGAGGAAUGCGGGAAAGGCUUUAGUCGGCCUUCAAGUCUUCAGGCCCAUCAGGGAGUCCACACUGGAGAGAAAUCAUAUAUAUGUAAUGUGUGUGGUAAAGGCUUUACUCUGAGUUCAAACCUUCAGGCACAUCAAAGAGUCCAUACAGGAGAGAAACCAUACAAAUGUAAUGAGUGUGGGAAGAGCUUCAGGAGGAACUCCCAUUACCAAGUUCAUCUGGUUGUCCACACAGGGGAGAAGCCCUAUAAAUGUGAGGUAUGUGGGAAGGGCUUCAGUCAGAGUUCAUAUCUUCAAAUCCAUCAGAAGGCCCACAGUGUAGAGAAACCUUACAGGUGUGAGGAGUGUGGACAGGGCUUCAAUCAGAGUUCACGACUUCAGAUCCACCAGCUGAUCCAUACCGGUGAGAAGCCAUACAAAUGUGAAGAGUGUGGGAAGGGAUUCAGUCGUAGAGCAGAUCUUAAAAUUCAUUGCAGAAUCCACACCGGAGAGAAACCGUAUAAUUGUGAGGAGUGUGGGAAAGUCUUCAGGCAGGCCUCAAAUCUUCUGGCCCAUCAGAGAGUCCACAGUGGAGAAAAACCAUUCAAAUGUGAAGAGUGUGGGAAGAGCUUUGGUCGGAGUUCACACCUUCAAGCCCAUCAAAAAGUCCAUACUGGAGAAAAGCCAUACAAAUGUGAGGAGUGUGGGAAGGGCUUCAAGUGGAGCCUGAACCUCGACAUGCAUCAGAGGGUCCACACAGGAGAGAAACCGUAUAAGUGUGGGGAGUGUGGGAAGCACUUCAGUCAGGCCUCAAGUGUUCAGCUUCAUCAGAGUGUCCAUACUGGAGAGAAGCCAUACAGAUGUGACAGAUGCAGUAAGGUCUUCAGUCGGUCUUCACAGCUACAGUCUCAUCAGAGAGUGCACACAGGGGAGAAGCCUUACAAGUGUGAGACCUGUGGUAAGAGCUUCAGUUGGCGCUCCAAUCUAACAAUUCAUCACAGAAUCCAUGCUGCUGAUAAAUCCUAUAAAAGUGAUAGGAGUGGUAAGACCAUCAGAGAGCCCACACACGAAAAAAUUUCCAUAAAAUGAUUAAAAAAACAAAAAACAAAAAACAACCCAGGUGUCAUGUGAAUUCUUCCAGUCAUCAAGUUCAAAAGAAAAACAAAUCAUUUGUUUCAUUAAAGUCAGUGUUUCAACCAUAGCUCAACAUGUCCCAGUAGUCAGGAGGCCACACAGCAGAGAACCCUGGUAAAUGGUGUAGUAAGUUUGAACUUUGACCUCUAUUAAAUAUUAAGGGAGAAGCCUUAGUAUGAGUUUUAGCAGGCCUUGUACAAAAAAAUAUGAUGGACAUGCCAAAAUUUAUGCCCAUUACAACAUAAACUCCACGAAUGCAGAGACGUUUGUUCUGAAUCUACAGUCUGAACAUUGUCAGCUACUUCGUAGGUGCUCGAUAUUUGUCCAAUUAAUGAGGAAAAACUUUUUGAAAAUUAUGUUGCAAUCCCCUCCAAAAUUUCAUAAAAAUUUGUAUUCAGAGCAGUUAACCUAAAUGUGGCCUUAAAAGUAAUUCAGGGAGACAAAAAGUUGAAGUGUUAGAAAACCACUCAGUAUUGCAAUUUGUAAUAUGAUUGUGGCAUCAUCCUGUUAUAAUUAGCUCCAUUUGUCUCUCCCCAGCCUCGCUUCUAGUUGGAUCUUAUCUUGGACUUUGUCUAAUAUUCUGUUAAUUUUUUACAGUACAAAUUCAGUUAUCUUUUGUGACAGUAUAGAUUUACUGAAAAUGGAUUGUUCAUCUUGCAAUACAGAAAACAUACUGUCGACCCUUUUAUCAAGAAUGUCAAGGCAGAGGUUUAAGUGUCAGAAAGAGUUACUAAUGACAGUGACAGAGGACAAACAUUUCUUAGUAAAUGAAAUGACCGUUGGUUUCUUAUUCACCACAUUUCCAUCUAGGUUUUGAUGUGAUUGUCUCCCAAGGGUUUUAGCAUUACUUUCAUCAAGACUUCUUAAGUAGAGAAAAGAGGCUGUUUGAAGUAGAUUACUUUUGUCAAGUUCUGUAUCUCCUUACUCCUUCUCUCUGGCCUGAGAUAAAAAUUAUUUGUUGAAAUUUGGUAAUUUCAUCAAACAUUUAUUCAGUGACUGACGUGCACACUUUUUCCUAGCGGUGGAUUGAAAAAUUGAUUUUCAAAGUGAAGUUGGUGAGUAUAUAUCAAAAUAUAGAACGUAUAUCCCUUUGAUAUAGAAAUCAUAGAAUAGGACCUUAUAAUUAGGAAAUUCAAAUAGAAAAGAUGAGUAGCACGUCAAUGUUACUAAAUUUUGUAAAAGUGAAAUAUUCAAUAGGAAUUUCUUUAUAUUUUAAGAUACUUAUGUAAUAACAGAUCUGUUAAAAUGAUGGUAUAAACUUAAUGACAGAAGCAUGUAACAGUUUAAAGUAUUUUAGGUACAUCACAUACCUUAAUCAAACACGUAUGUGUGUGUGUUAAUGCAUCCUAUCAUCUAUAAAGGGAUAUUCACCCUUAUGUAAACAGUGGCAAGAUUUUCAGGGUUUUUUUCCACAUUUAACUUCCAUAUUUUAAAUUUUUCAUUGAGCAUCAAUUUUCCAAUAAAAUACUGUUAUUUUUAUAGUAACAUAGGUAGUAAAAUAAUGUAAAAUAUAUUAAAAAUUACUAAGAACAUAUUAAUCCCUCAGUAAAAAAUCCUAUCAUCAUGAGGUAUAUAUAUAUGAACAAAAUUAAGGAAUAGACUUCUAGAAAUCAGUUAUAAAAAGAAAAAAUUUAUAUGGUUAUUCAGAGAUACAGAAUAUUAGUCAGUGUAACUGUAUAAUUAAUGCAUUUGAAGUUUAGCAUAAAUCCAUGCAGCCCAGAAUAUUGUUUUAAUUCCAACAGUAGAGAUUUACACACCCUAGUUCUCCCCGUCAGACUUCCUUACUGGGUGAAUGGAUAGAGAGCCUGGGGUACCAGCUUGUCCUUUCAAGUGCUUGGUCUGACUGGGGAAGUAGUUGGGUCAUUCCAGACACUAUGACACAGAAAACCGUUAGCUGUGGGAAAAACGGAAUUUACCCUCCACCAAAUUUUUUUAAAUUGUUUACAAAGUAACAGUGAUUGGGCAAAUCCUGAAGAUAGAGAGUGGAAAUAGGUAAGUUUUAGAGUAAAAUUUAUCAACGAUUCCCUAAGGAAAAAUGUGCAUAGGGAAGAAACCGAGAAUGAUGGGAACAAGUUGCUAAGGAGGAGGUUUGCAUACCAUUUCCUACUUCUUAGUCAUUUCACUGAUGUUUAACACUUACUUGGUUAAAGGGCUUUACUCAGCAAAAGAUGUAUCUAAUGUGAGAGGCAGGUUUCCAAGAUUGGCUUCCUAGACCACACCUUCACAUGUGUAUGUAAAGUCCAUGCUACCGCAAAUUGCACUGCAUUAGAUGUCAGAAAUCCUAGGCCUUUCAUGUUUUGUUUUGUUUUGUUUGGUAGAUAUCAGGGUAGCCCACCAACUCUCAAGGUAAUUUGUAGUUUAGUGAGUUAAGUCAAGGGUUGGAAAACUACCUCCUGUGAGCCCAAUCUGGCUCAUUGCCUUUAAAGCUUUAUUGGAACAUAAAAGCUCUUUAUUGGCCCAUCCAUUUAUUUACCAUCUUUGAAUGUUUCCCAUUGUGCUGACAGUGUUUAGUGGUUGUGACGAGCACUGUGGCCCACAAAACCUAAAAUACUUACUUUCUGGCCCUUCAGAGAAAAAGUCUGUCGAUCCCUGUGGUAAGCCCAAAAGGUUUGUCUCUGUAAGUGAAAGACCACAAGUAGAGCAGAACUUAGACUUGGUUCAGUGAGGAUUCCAGAGAGGUCUCCUUCUUGAUUCUCAUAUCUGCCCUUCUGGUUGGCCUUGUUCUUUAGUUUGGUUCAAAGACAGUGGUAGCAACUAGGGACUACCUGUCUCUUUCUUCACAUUCAGUGAAAGAGCUGCUCUUCCGUUCUUAGUGUUGAAUACACUACUUACUCCCGGUGCAUAGCUUCCUCUAACCUUGACUCCCAUCUAUGCUAAAGACUAAACCUUUAGCUUUGUAUCCAGUUCCAUGGGCCUUCGUAGGGCCUUCAGUUUCAACUCCCACUUGAUAGCUUGAGCUCGAAAUCUAUUUUUACCGCUGGGGAUUUUCUGUCUUAGCUUUGAGCUUGGCUACAUAGCAACACUUUGGGGGACUUGUUAUAAUCAGCAUUUCUUUCUUUCCUUCCUUUUUUUUUUUUUUUUAAAAGGGGAUCCAAAGUCAAAUUCAGUCAGUGGCUGAAUGACAACACAUUGAUUCACAACCUUGUAGAUUCUCUUAAUGUCAUAGGGCAUCAGUGGGAAGGAGUAGAAUCCUGGAAAUUUGAGGUGGAAAUAUAUGGGCAGCUUCCAACAAAGCUGAGGCCUAUGACCUCUGACCUGUGACCUCUUAGUUGAGCCUCCUGUGCUAUUAGAAGAAAGUCUGCCUCUACUCUGAGAUAGUUUCCUUGCAGGGGACUGUAGAUCCUCAAGACUUGCCUCCACUACCUCUCGUAUUUCUAGACCUAGUAAUCAGACUAGAGUCCUUGAAAUGGGGAAGGGAGCAGGGAAGGGGUGGGUACCCACCGGCUAUAAAGUAUGACCAUGAGGAGACACUGUAUCUGCUAAAAUAAGGAAUUUUAUAAUUUAUAUCAAUAGAAACCUCAGAAAUAAUGUGUGAUUGUGAAUUUUGUAGGUAUUGAAGCAGGUGGAAGUAAUGUAAUAUUGGAUUAGGCUGGAUUUGUUGAUACGAGUGCAUUCAACACCCAUUCCAGACUCAGCGUGUUAGUUUGGGUACCUGGGAAUGCCUUCAACAGUUUGAUCAAAUGACUGAAACCUGUACCCAAAGUUAGCGUAUGCUGAAGUCAAAAUGCCAGAACUUUCUAAGUAUGUUGUAGCAAAACUUCUUGACGUUGGCAUGACUGACAUUUUGAACUGGAUAGCUGUUUGUUGUUGGGAGCUGUCCUGUGCAAUGUAAGAUGGGCCAGUGGCACAUAUUCUUCCCUGCCACCCUAGUUGUAACAAUAAAAAGUGCCUUGAGGGCUUCCCUGGUGGCACAGUGGUUGAGAGUCCGCCUGCCGAUGC